This is a messenger RNA of Melitaea cinxia (Glanville fritillary), 1731 nucleotides long. It is a transcript of the gene ST5, whose product is annotated as facilitated trehalose transporter Tret1-like. Gene Ontology annotation, biological process: transmembrane transport; carbohydrate transport. Gene Ontology annotation, molecular function: sugar transmembrane transporter activity. The transcript is spliced from 10 exons. Gene Ontology annotation, cellular component: membrane. The record is from RefSeq and is a predicted model, not a curated record. The coding region runs from base 1 to 1578 and encodes 525 amino acids. Lineage: Eukaryota; Metazoa; Arthropoda; Insecta; Lepidoptera; Nymphalidae.
AUGUCUAAUAAAUCGAUGAAAGCCGACUGCAUGCACAAAAAGGAUGACUCUUGCACCGUCACGCUCAUUGUCCCGAGUGAUUCAACACCAUUUAUACAAAAUGGUACAUCACCGACCAUUGUCAAAACAACUUCACCAGGUAAAACCUCGAAACCUGGGAAGGAGGGUAGAGGAAAGGCAUUUAGGCAGAUUAUUGCGUCAUUUGUCGCCAAUUUAGGCACCAUGAAUACAGGAAUGGCAUUUGGAUUUUCUGCAACGGCACUACCCCAAUUGAAGAGCGCUGCGUCUAGUGUUCAAAUUACGGAAAGUCAAGCCAGUUGGGUUGCCAGUUUAAGUUCAGUUGGAACGCCAGUUGGAUGCAUCGUCAGUGGCUACCUCAUGGACAACAUUGGUCGCAGACGAACCCUUAUCGUCACGGAAGUGCCGCUUAUUUUAGGCUGGAUCCUUGUAUCGGUUGCGCAAAAUGUUCCUAUGAUUUAUAUAGGCAGGUUAUUGAUAGGUUUUGGUUCUGGUAUGGUGGGGGCUCCAGCAAGAGUGUAUACUUGUGAAGUGUCACAACCACAUCUACGAGGAAUGCUUGGAGCAAUGGCCUCUGUUGGAGUUUCUACAGGAGUUUUGAUACAAUACGUGAUUGGCAGUGUAACAACAUGGAACGUGCUUGCGGGAGUGAGUGCCAUCAUUCCGAUAGUCUCUUUGAUAGGAAUGACGCUGUUACCAGAGACGCCGAACUAUCUAUUAACCCAGGACAAGACGGAGAAAGCGGAAACUUCUCUCGCCAAAUUGAGAGGCUCAACCUGCAACCUGCAGGAUGAAAUACAGAAGAUGAAAACGUUCAAAGAAAAGAAUUGUGUUGAACCAUUAAAAUCACCGAAGGAAAUAUUAAAAGCAUUGCUGUCUCCAUCUGCACUUAAGCCUUUUGGAAUCCUGGCACUCUAUUUUUUCAUUUACCAGUGGUGUGGAGUCAACACUAUUACGUUUUAUGCUGUUGAAGUUUUUGAGUCCUCUGGUGCAUCAUUAGACAAAUAUUGGUUGACGAUAUCUAUGGGAAUCCUCCGAGUAAUAUUUACGGUAGUAGGCUGUAUUUUGUGUAGGAGAUGUGGGAGACGACCGCUUACGUUUGUUUCUGCUCUCGGCUGCGGCAGUAUGAUGAUUACCCUCUCCGUAUAUCUUUACUUUGUCCAAUACUGGAAAGAAAACGCUAUCCCGCCGCAACACUCCUGGAUUCCAGUCGCUAGUAUCUACCUUUUCACAAUAUUCUGCACUUUGGGAUAUCUCAUCGUACCAUGGAUCAUGAUCGGCGAAGUCUAUCCUACUCAGGUUCGAGGUAUAAUAGGAGGAUUGACUACAUGUGCUGCUCACUUAUCGAUAUUCUCAGUAGUAAAGACGUUCCCGUAUCUGAAGCAUUCUCUUAACGACUACGGGGUAUUCGGAUUAUAUGGAGCUAUAUCAAUAGCUGGUAUGGUAUUUUUCUACAUAUUUUUACCUGAAACUAAAGGAAAAACACUACAAGAAAUCGAAGAUUACUUUUGCGGAAGGACGAAAAGUUUGAAAAAACCGAGUGUCACUGAAACAGCUUGAACAAUUACACAACAAUGCAAGGGUACUUUUAAUGAUAAUGUAUGUUGAAGUAUAUUACAUACAUCUAUAUUAGAGGUUAUUAAGAUGCUGAAACUACUAAAUAAGAUGUUUUUAUUAGAUUUUACUUUUGUAAAUAAAACUUUUAAAUAAUUC